AUAUAUUAAAAAAAGAAAGCGGCGAGACUCUCUAUCUCUCUCUGUCACAGUGCGUAGGGCUUUUGACUCCCUGCUUCUUGCUUGCUUUGGCCACUCUACACAGUCCACACCUUCUUCUGACGAAGAAGAAGAAGAGUGUUCUCGGCACCUUGAGAUCGGGGCCAGAUCCUCCGACGCAUCUUCUCCUCACUAUCCCCGAGUGGUAGAUAUGAUGGAAUCGGGCGCUGGUUUCGCGGCGAUGGAGGAGAGGAUCCCGCCGGGGAGUUUCUUCCAGUUUCCUCUCUCUGGAUUCCGUGCUUCUCCCAAUCGAUCUCCUUGUCCUCCCUCUGGUCGUGAGAGGUACGUGGCUGAGUUACUGCAAGAGAGACAAAAGCUGGCUCCUUUCUUGCAAGUUAUGCCACAUUGCUGCAGACUACUUAAUCAAGAGAUAAGGAGGGUUUCCAGUUUGUCUGAUGUUGAUAGAUAUGAGAAUGGCAGUCCAUUUAGGUCGCUUGGCCAGCCGACUAAUGGGAAGAUUGAUUUAGACGGAUGGUCAAUGAUGCCAGGAGAGGAAAAUUUUCAUCUGCAGAGAGGUUCUCCAUUUCGUGCUCCUCCUCCAGUGGGAUGGGUUGGGAUGCCAGGACUCCAUCCUCCACCCAUUGUCAAAAGAAUUAUUAGGCUUGAUGUGCCUGUUGACAAAUUUCCAACCUAUAACUUUGUUGGGAGGAUUCUCGGGCCACGUGGGAACUCUCUGAAGAGAGUUGAGCAAGCAACACAUUGUAGGGUGUUUAUUAGAGGGCGAGGAUCUGUGAAGGAUACUGUCAAGGAGGAGAAGCUCAAAGGCAAGCCAGGGUACGAGCAUCUCUGCGAGCCACUACAUAUACUGAUCGAAGCCGAGCUUCCGGAGGACAUAGUACACUCUCGAUUGGAACAUGCAGUUCAUUUCCUGGAGUCGCUCCUAAUGCCAAUGGACGAAUCAAUGGACCACUACAAGAGGGAACAGCUGAAGGAGUUAGCGGUUCUGAAUGGUACUCUGAGGGAAGAGAGUCCGAGCCUUAGCUUGAGCCCUUGUCUGAGUCCAAGCAUGUCCCCUUUCAACAGCAAGCGUGCCAAGACUGGACAAUAAAGAUGUUUACCCGAGAGAUUAUCAAAGUUCAAAUGACAUGGUCGUGUGGGCAAAGAGAAAGAAAACGCUCUCUAUGCAUUGCUCUUGUCUAUCUACGAGGUGACAAGGUUCUAAUUAACGUUCGAGACUCUUCAAUCAAUUGUUUUUUUUUUUUCCUGUCAUUAAGUUUAUUCUUUAUUUUGUUGAACAUUUUUGUUGGCUAGCAGAGAUGACCAUUAACCACUGCGUAAUAAACUUAAUAAAUGGUGUUUUUAUGAAAUGUAAUCUCUUUCUGAAUCAUGUAAGUUUGAAUGAAUCUAUUUAUCUUACAUGUAAAA
Molecule: messenger RNA, 1422 nt
Organism: Brassica napus (rape)
Lineage: Eukaryota; Viridiplantae; Streptophyta; Magnoliopsida; Brassicales; Brassicaceae
Product: KH domain-containing protein At1g09660/At1g09670
Exons: 8
Coding region: 209-1105 (298 amino acids)
Biological process (GO): regulation of mRNA splicing, via spliceosome
Cellular component (GO): nucleus
Molecular function (GO): mRNA binding
Source: RefSeq, a predicted model, not a curated record